UCCGGGCCUGGAGCUGAGACUGUGCGCAGACGACGAGGGUGACCUGAGCAAGCGAGCGGACCCCAGGCAUGUCCCUGCUGUGAGCCGCGUAGAUAAGACGAUGGGACGGCGCCGGGCGCCCGAGCUGUAUCGGGCGCCGUUCCCGCUGUACGCGCUGCGGGUCGAGCCCAGCACCGGCCUCCUUAUUACUGCGGGCGGGGGCGGCGCCGCCAAGACCGGCAUCAAGAAUGGAGUGCACUUUUUGCAACUGGAACGGAUUGGUGGGGCUUUGAGUGCCUCUUUGCUGCAUUCCCAUGACACAGAGACUAAGGCUACCAUGAACCUUGCCCUUGCAGGCAAUAUUCUUGCUGCAGGGCAGGAUGCUAGCUGUCAACUCCUUCAGUUCAAUCCCCAAGAUCAGGAGACCAGUGACAAGCAAGACAAUACAGGUUCUCAGGAGGAAGGCCUACGACAAAGGAAGGGGACAGUAACCACCACUGAAACCCAAGAAAGUGGGGCAUCAACUCAGCAGGAGGGGGUGGAAUUGAAUGUGGAGAACUUGCAGUCUGUGCAGACAGACUUUGGCUCUGACCCACUGCAGAAGACUGUGUGCUUUAACCAUGACAGUACCUUGCUUGCCACUGGGGGCACUGAUGGCUUUGUUCGGGUUUGGCAGGUGCCUAGCCUUGAGAAGGUUCUGGAGUUUAAAGCUCAUGAGGGGGAGAUUGAAGACUUGGCUUUGGGCCCUGGUGACAAGAUGGUGACAACAGGCUGGGAUUUUAAAGCCUGUGUUUGGCAAAGAGAUCAGCUGGUGACAGGGUUGCGUUGGGAUGAAAACUUGCCUCCUUUACCGGACACACCUUACCGUUAUCAAGCUUGCAGGUUUGGGUGGGUGCCAGACCAGCCUGCUGGGCUGCGGCUCUUCACAGUGCAGAUUCCCCACAAGCGCCUGCGCCGGCCACCACCCUGCUACCUUACAGCCUGGGAUGGCCAUAAUUUCCUGCCCCUUCGGACCCAGCCUUGCGGUAACGAAGUCAUUUCCUGCCUCAGUGUCAGUGAAUCGGGCACCUUCUUAGGCCUAGGCACUGUCACUGGCUCUGUUGCCAUCUACAUCUCUUUUUCCCUUCAGCGCCUCUACUAUCUUCGAGAGGCUCAUGGCAUUGUAGUGACAGAUGUGGUCUUCAUGCCAGAGCAAGGACGUGGCCGAGAGUUGUUGGGGUCUCAUGAAGCAGCAUUGUUCUCUGUGGCUGUGGACAGCCGAUGCCAACUGCAUCUAUUGCCCAUUCGGCGGAGUGUCCCUGUGUGGUUGUUGCUGCUGCUGUGUGCUGGGCUCAUCAUUUUGGCCAUCCUGCUGCUUCAGAGUGUCUUCCCAGGCUUUCUCUAGCCUUCCUUGUUUCCUGGGGGAUCAGGACCCUGGACACUGAAAA
Molecule: messenger RNA, 1406 nt
Organism: Gracilinanus agilis (Agile Gracile Mouse Opossum)
Lineage: Eukaryota; Metazoa; Chordata; Mammalia; Didelphimorphia; Didelphidae
Gene: PREB
Product: prolactin regulatory element binding
Exons: 9
Coding region: 101-1363 (420 amino acids)
Biological process (GO): protein secretion
Cellular component (GO): endoplasmic reticulum membrane
Molecular function (GO): protein binding; GTPase activator activity; guanyl-nucleotide exchange factor activity
Source: RefSeq, a predicted model, not a curated record